Molecule: messenger RNA, 846 nt
Organism: Colletotrichum lupini
Lineage: Eukaryota; Fungi; Ascomycota; Sordariomycetes; Glomerellales; Glomerellaceae
Product: streptomycin biosynthesis protein StrI
Exons: 1
Coding region: 1-846 (281 amino acids)
Source: RefSeq, a predicted model, not a curated record
AUGCCCAGCCUGAUUUCCUUAGUUGGCAACCCAUUACUCUUUACCCAGCGUCGAAAGCCCAAGGCAGCGGGAAACGCCACGAACUGCUUCUCUUGUCCUCACGAGCAGAGCUGUGAUUGGAGUGCCAAGAAACUGUACCUCGAAAAGCUCUAUGACAAGGGAGAACGAGAUUGGCCUAUUUGUGUUGUUGUUCCUGACAUAGAAGAUAUCACUGCUACAUUGGGGACAGAUCAUGGACGUGCCGUCUUGGAAGAGGUUCUCUCUACAGACUACGACGCCUCUACACCAAGGGACAUCAUCGAGUCCAAACAGUGGUACGGUCGUUGUGUCUGGGAGUCAGAUAAUGAUGUUCUUGACGAUCAAAUUGUCACUCUGACCUGGGAUGACGACUCAGGCGCUGUGGGCAACGAGGAAUUCCCCGACCGCGGUCCGAAGACGGCGAUUUUCCAUAUGGCGGCGUUCACCGAAGCCCAGUCCAAGCGGCGAGGCAAGAUCUCGGGCACCCAUGGAGAGAUGCAGUACGACAGUAACGAGAUCCGAGUCUAUACCUUUGAUCGAUUUCGGGACCCGGGGGCAGCCAAAGUCUUCAUCCCGCCAACAGCUUCUGGCGGUCAUGAAGGUGGCGAUGGCGGUCUGAUGAACAACUUCUCUCGGGCUGUGGAGGCUGUCAUUAAUGGUGAGCUCAGCGUGGAGCAGGCGCAAGCGAGACAUGUUGGCUGUACGUUGAAGGAAGCAUUCAUGAGCCAUGCCAUGGUCUUUGCUGCGGAAGAAGCCCGACUCGGAAGAAAGAUUGUGGAUUGGCAAGAUUGGUGGGCAAAAUUGGAAAAGAAUCUCCUUGGCCGGUGA